CAGUCAAUAAGGAAGUUCAUCCGAUGUAUGAGGACCGACAUCAACCUGCUCCGGUCCGUCUCCUCUCCUCUCACCGUAAACCCUGCUCAAAAAAACACCCCCCACCGAUUUCACAACACAGGAAGACGAACAGCUCUCCCGUUGCUAUGGCGAUGUCAACAUUUCAGAAGGUGACCCUAGCGACGUGUCUCUUGCUGUGCGUCGCUCUGCUGCUUCCAAAAAUGCUGUUAUCCCGGGGAAGGAAGGAUGCUGCUGACGGUUCAGGUCACCUCCCUCCCAUGAUGCACCGUCAGCUGGCUCCUGACGGUCGAGGACAAAAGGCGGCAGGCUCCGGUUUCUCCAGAGCUCAUAACACCGAGGCCAUCGCCAGGGCCAAGGGAGCAGGAACGGGGGCCGGAACCGGGGGCAAAUCCAACCUGGCAGGACAGAUCAUCCCUGUGUACGGCUUCGGGAUCUUACUCUACAUCCUCUACAUCCUGUUCAAGAUCACAUCGAAGGGGAACAACAAACCGUGUGAGAGCAGAUUUCCUUCAGUGCGCUCGGAGAACACGAAGAGAAAGAUCACUGACUUCGAGCUGGCUCAGCUUCAGGACAGACUUCAGGAAACCGAGCUGGUGAUGGAGAAUAUCGUCUCCAACGUCCAGCACAGCCCUGACAGGGUGAAGGGUGUCAUGGCGGAUCAGGAGGAGAGCCUCCUGCAGCAGCUGACAGAGAUCACUCGGGUGAUGCAGGAGGGAAAGAUGGUAGAUGACGUGGCACCACAGAAGAAGAACCAGGACGACUGGGAAGGCUCUACAGAUUAUGGCGAGGAGCCUCAGCAGUACUGGGAUCACUCCGACUGCUGCUGUCAGCAUCAGCACAGUCCACGGCCGGAGAGCGACGCUGAGAGGACUCGAGCUGACGGAGCCGAGCGGGAUAACGUCUCUGAGGACGUCGCACGACGAGGAGAGGCAGAAGAGUCAGAGAAUGUGAAGGAAGAAGCGGUGAAAGAAUCCGAUGUUGCCGUGAUGGAGGAGGAUGUGGCUCCAGAGAGUUGUUUAAGUGAAAGUUUAGACCUGCACGAACACACUGAGAGAGGUGGGGGUCAGAUCGAUCUGGGUGUCGAGGAGGAGGACCUGGUUGGAGUCCUGCAGGAGCUGGAGAUCUCCCUGAAGAUGACGACUGUGAUGGAGCAGGAGAAGAUGGAGGACCUGAGCAAGUCGAGGGACACGGAAACGUCCGGCAGCGCGGUCAGACGGAGGAACAGGAGGAGGAGAGCCAAGAAGGCCUCGCUCUGAUUUAAACAUGGCUGCUUAUAAACUCUCGAGUCCGGCGUUUGAGAAGACAGCUUGUUUUAUUUAUUUUUCUCAGCCUUGUUUGUUUCUAUUUCAAACAAUCAAUUAAUCUUUAUUUGUACAGUGCCAAGUUAUAACGAAUUAUCUCAAGGCGCUUUACACAAAGCAGGUAAAAGACCUUACUCAUCGUUAUGUUACAAAAGAAAUGGGAUGGGGGGAGACGGGAUAAUAUGCAGGAAGGAUUUCUCCUUUGUAUUCCUCUGGUUCAUGUUGUCCACACUUCCUUGCCGCUGAGGUGGAGGUCGGAGCAGGCCGUGUGUGAAUGAAGACGGCCGUGGUUGUGUGGACGACAGUCUGAUGGUGGAGGCUGGGCAUCAGGGACGUCGAGUGGCGGUAGAGCCCGAUCACCUCUUUGAAGUGAAUAAGAGAAGAUGUGACCACAGUGA
Messenger RNA from Labrus mixtus (cuckoo wrasse), 1720 nucleotides. RefSeq names its product RIC3 acetylcholine receptor chaperone b (gene ric3b). Lineage: Eukaryota; Metazoa; Chordata; Actinopteri; Labriformes; Labridae. The transcript is spliced from 6 exons. The record is from RefSeq and is a predicted model, not a curated record. Gene Ontology annotation, biological process: synaptic transmission, cholinergic; protein localization to cell surface. Gene Ontology annotation, cellular component: intracellular membrane-bounded organelle; neuronal cell body; neuron projection. The coding region runs from base 24 to 1277 and encodes 417 amino acids.